GUUUUGUUCUGGUGUUAUUUGAGAUAUACGAAUUUGCCUUCUCCCUUGCUUUCGUUUUCUCUCUACAUAAGGAGAGAAAGAGAGAGGAAGGAGGGGGAAGAAGGGGAGCAGCAACACCAACCACAAGAAGAAGCAAUUGCCCCACAAGCAAACGAAGCCAGUCAAGGUUACCAUUUUCCUCCCUCUUUCUCCCUCUCUCCUCCGUUAAACGGAAAGGAAAGGAAAAAAAAAAAAGAAAGGAAGGAGUUUGGGAGAUGGGGAAGGGAGAGAGGAGCAAUGGGGAGGUGGGACUCGCGGGACCUAAGUUUCCAUUGAGCUUUUGGGAGGUUGCGGCGGCUUCCACCGUCAUCUUGGGCUUCGUCUUGGGCCUUCUUUGUGUCUACCUCACCAUGCCCGCAUCGGAUUACAGCUUUCUUAAGCUCCCCCGUACCCUCCAAGAACUUCAAACCCUCCGAGAUCACCUUGAGAGCUACACAAGUGACUACACUGCGCAAGUUCUGGUUGGGUACUGCAUGGUUUACAUUUUCAUGCAGACAUUUAUGAUUCCAGGUACUGUUUUCAUGUCAUUGCUGGCUGGAGCCCUUUUUGGAGUCUUCAAAGGUGUAGCUCUGGUUGUAUUUGCUGCCACUGCUGGUGCUUCUUCAUGCUAUUUUUUCUCAAAGCUGAUUGGCCGCCCCCUUCUCUUCUCUCUGUGGCCAGACAAGCUAGAGUUCUUUCAAGCCCAGGUGGCUAAAAGAAGAGAGGGGCUGUUGAACUACAUGCUUUUUCUAAGACUAACUCCAGCAUUGCCAAAUACGUUUAUCAAUUUCGCAUCACCAAUUGUCAAUGUGCCAUAUCAUACUUUCUUCUUGGCAACCCUUCUUGGUCUUAUUCCUGCAGCUUUUGUCACCGUCAAGGCUGGACUAACUCUGGGAGAGCUGCAAUCCAUAGGGGAUCUCUAUGACUUCAAAUCAAUUGCCACUCUGUUCUUCAUUGGAGUUGUCUCUGUCACCCCCACGCUGGUGAGCAAGAGUAAAUCUUAGCAAUCCUCUGGCUAGACUGGCUUUGUGCACGUGGGGCCGUUGUUCUCCUGGCAGCCAUUUGGGUUUCACCUCAUUUCUGCACAGAUUAGCAUCAAAUAAAAAGCAGUACAUGGCUGUCUAUCUGCUUCUGGACUUCACUAACAAUGUUGUAGCCACUGGAGAUGAUUAUGUCGGGAAGUCUCAGGCCGUGAAUGAGAUUUCAACGUUCUAUUAUGUUUGAUGUUGGGUUCUUGAGGAUUGAUUGGCGGGUGUUGGGGAUAAAAUGUUCAAAUUGAAUUUCAAUUUAAGCAUUUAAUCUACAGUUCUAUAGUUAUGUA
Juglans microcarpa x Juglans regia is the source of this 1339-nucleotide messenger RNA. RefSeq lists its product as uncharacterized. The record is from RefSeq and is a predicted model, not a curated record. Bases 255 to 1022 code for a protein of 255 amino acids. The transcript has 4 exons. Lineage: Eukaryota; Viridiplantae; Streptophyta; Magnoliopsida; Fagales; Juglandaceae.